Molecule: messenger RNA, 1505 nt
Organism: Phragmites australis (common reed)
Lineage: Eukaryota; Viridiplantae; Streptophyta; Magnoliopsida; Poales; Poaceae
Product: RHOMBOID-like protein 10, chloroplastic
Exons: 9
Coding region: 78-1121 (347 amino acids)
Cellular component (GO): chloroplast membrane
Molecular function (GO): serine-type endopeptidase activity
Source: RefSeq, a predicted model, not a curated record
CCUCCCCACGCAAAGCGAGAGGAAAGCUCAAAAGGCCUCGGCACCGCGGGGUCCACGCACGCAGGCGGUGGUGUCCCAUGGCGUCGUGGCUGCUGCUCCCCCUCCCCUCCUUCCCGUGGCCUCCUCCCCCGCCCCCGCCCCCGCCCGGCUCCUCCUCCGGCCGCGGCGGCGGGGGCGGGGGCGGGGGCGGGGGAGACGGCGGGGACUGGAGGUCGAACGCCGUCGUGGCCGUCGCCGGCGCACACCUCGGACGCGCCCUCCGCCGCCGCUUCGCCGGUCUCCUCUGCUCACCGGAGGUGCGGCAUCUUGAUGCUUUGCCGAGAAUAGCUGACAUUUGGUUCGGAGGAUCACACCCGGUUCUUGGGGCGUUAGGGAAUGCCUUCUCUGCAUCAUACGUUUGCAGCUCUGCUCUGUUCAAUGGGAGCAGGUCUGAUGGGAGAUAUAUCCGCAAUGCAACGUUGCUACCCAGACGGCCUCGUGGAGUUAAUUCGAAGAAGAGGCUGUGGACUAAUGUUCUUCUUGCUCUUAACGUCCUGGCUUACGUCGCUCAGGUAGCAACGCAAGGAAAACUUCUGAUGUGGGGAGCCAAGAUCAACAGCCUGAUUGAUAGAGGUGAAGUCUGGCGUUUGGCAACAUCAUCUCUUCUACAUACAAAUCUUGCUCAUCUUGCUUUCAAUUGUUUCUCUUUGAAUUCAAUUGGGCCUAUGGUUGAGCUGCUUACUGGUCCUAGAAGAUUCCUUGCUGUUUAUUUCACUUCGGCGCUGGCAGGUUCACUCAUGAGUUAUCGCUGCUGUGAGUCACCUGCUGUUGGUGCGUCUGGUGCCAUUUUCGGAUUGGUUGGCGCCCAUGCUGUUUAUAUGUGGCGGCAUAGAAGGUUUUUGGGGAAUGCAAAGGAAAGUUUAGAGCACAUCGGUCGUGUGGUUAUCUUGAAUAUGGGUAUGGGUCUCCUUUCAAGAGGAAUUGAUAACUGGGGCCAUCUAGGAGGCCUGCUUGGGGGAGUGGCUAUGGCAUGGUUCCUAGGUCCAGCAUUGCAAUAUCAGUACGUAGCAAAGGAUGGACGAGUGGUAUUCAAAGACAGAGCACCCAUUCUCCGACUAAUAAACGGCAAAAGAUCACGAUAGAGCUUUGUUAUUUUGUAAUUUCAAAUGAAUUCGUGGCAAUAUGUGGACAAAAGUAAAUUAAAUAUAGGGGGACAGUUCAUAGCAGAGGUAGCGGCUGCUAGCCAUGAACAUGACACCUAGCCUUCUGCCACGGAGCCAACUCCAGAGGAAGCACCAGUUCGAGUCUCUCGCAUACCUGAUUGCUUUUGAAGUCACCUGGAGCUUGUUGCUUCGUUUGAAUUAAUUGCAAUUGUUAAUUUAAAUUGUGAUAGCCUACCCUAACUUGCUUGGGACAAAGGCUUUGUCGUUGUUGUUAUUAAUUUAAAUUGUGACAGGUUAUGGUAAAGCCAGCUAGCAACCCCCUGCAAUUGUAUUUAACUUGUUUAAAAUGUCUUACUGGCGCCU